Messenger RNA from Cinara cedri, 10319 nucleotides. The record is from the annotation of a GenBank genome assembly. Lineage: Eukaryota; Metazoa; Arthropoda; Insecta; Hemiptera; Aphididae.
AUGGGUAUUACAAAACAAUAUUUACGUUAUGUGCCAUUGAGUAAUUUUAACAUUAUUUCCCAUCCUGAUUGUAACAUAGUAUUUGUUACAUUGAAUGGUAUUUCUGACCGUUUCAUCGCUGUUGGGGCCUGUGAAAAUGUAAUUAUUUGGGAUUUGCGUUUGUCAAAAUUGGUAAGUACCUACAUUAAAAGCAUCAUGUUAUUCAUAUCUAUCAGGCAGUUAUUGUUAUAAAACAUCUAAUAACCUCACAUCAGGUAAUGACAAUUGAAGAUGAAGACAUGAAAAAUAAUACAUUAAGGAAAGCAAAUGUCGUUAAAUUAACUACAACUUCAGAAAGUAACCAUAUUGCUGUUGGGUAUUCUGAUGGAUUAGUGAAUACGUUUAAUUUAAAAACUGGUGAACUUAUUGGAACAUUUCAAGGUCAUCGUUCUGCUAUUUCUGCAUUAAAUUAUAACACCCAGGGAUAUUUGUUGGCAUCAGGUUCUAAAGUAAAUAUUAUUUUUAUUAUUAAUUUUAUAAAAAGUUAAAGCUUAAUUAUUUAAUUUUCAGGAUACAGAAGUGGUAAUCUGGGAUGUUAUAGCAGAAAAAGGUUUACACAGGUUAUCUGGCCAUAAAGGUACUGUGACUGCAGUUCAAUUUAUAAAUAAGCUAAAUAUUGUAGUGACAUCUUCAAAAGAUACCUAUAUCAAAUUUUGGGAUUUGACUACAGGACAUUGUUUUAAAACUUUGGCUGGUCACAUAACUGAAGUAAGAACAUUUUUAAGCAUAGAUUUUCAAAAAAAAAAAAUAUAUUUUAAGAAUACCUAGUUAUUUUUUGUAUUUUUUAACAUAAUCCAAAUUUGUUGUUUAAUUAUAUAAAAAUAAUAUUUUUCCAAAUUUUGAAGAAUGCCAAUUAGAAAUUUGUUUCAAUGUAUUUAAACUUCAGCCUACAAUAGAAGGAACUGUGUCUCGACCAAAACUCGUCUGAGUUUGUGCAGCACUGCUAAAUAUCUCACUAACUGUAUACAUGUGGCACGUUUGAGUAGGGAAAAUAGUUCCCCUGAGACAUUGCAUGUACAAAAAGAGUUCCUUCUCUUGUGGGCUGCAGCUCAAAGUAUUUGUAGUGCUAAUUAUUACCUAACAAAAAUGGGUCUUUUGUUCCUUUAAAAAUUAAAAUUAACUCUAGUAAAAUAAAAAAAAAAAUUUACCACGUCUAGAAAUCGCAAAUAUAUAAAGGUUUAGUGAACAUUUCAGGUCAAAAUUUAAAAUCAAAAAAUGACAGCCUUAAAGUACUGUGUCUAGAAAAUUUCCAUUCAGAAUAAAGUCUACAUCCUAUACAUUGAAGUAAGCUUUCUAGUAGAAAGUGUUCACAUAAAAAAAAAUAAAGAGUUUUGUAAAACGAAACAUUCUUUGCUAUACUGAGAAUCUAAAAUUUCAUAUUUUAUGAAAUAAACUAGAUUUUAAGUUUUUAUUUCAAAUAUUCUGUUAUAUUUUAUAGAUACAUGAUAGAAACAUUUUUAAUUAAAAUAAUAACACAAUAUUCAGAUUUAUACCUAACAAACUAUUAUUCAUUAAUUGUUAAAUGAUUUCUACACGACUUUCAAUGUGGUAUUUUCAGGAUAAUAUUAAUUUAAUAUUGACCAGUCUGUAAUAAAACUAUUACUACGGUUUUAUUUACAUAUUAUUUAUUUGGAAAAUAUUUACUAUUUUUUAGUUUCAUAUUUUGUAAUCUUAUCAUUCAACUCUUUCAUUAAAUUUAUGUAUCUCAGGAGAAUUGUUUAUGAUUAUUGAGUAUUUUAUGACAGAAACUUCUUUCUUAAAUAAAUUUAUCUUAUUUCAUAUUUAAGAAUGAUUUUAAAAAUUCUUUUAAAAUUUUAAAGUUUUCUAUUAGCUUCAUUGAUUAUUCACAAAUAAACUUAACUUAGUAUUCCUAAAAUUGUUCCAAGUUCUCUUUUUAUUAUUAAUUCUUUUAGUAUUUUCUUUUCAGUUUGUUCAGAUUCUUUGUCUUUUAUCUUGAUUAAACAUUUUUUUUUUUUGUCAUUAUUAAUUUUGGUUUUAUUAUUUACGUCUACCAUCAGAUAAUGAAAAAACAAAAUAAAUCAUUUAAAAAAUGGCUAACAUCUCAGAAAAUUUUUUAUUAAUCGUUUUAUAAUUUUAUGAUUUUCUCAAAAAUUUAAUAUCAUGUGAAGAAAACCAAUACCUACUUAAAGUUAUAUUUCACAAUAAAAUUAAUUGUAACAGAGGUUUCACCCUUUCUUUUUUUCAAACAAAAUAAAUAUAUAUUAAUUGAAUAAAUUGUUUUAGAUAUCCAUCUUGCCAAGUGAUAAAUUGAUACUAUAUUUUAUUUAGUAAUUAAAUAACUUACUGUUUACAAAAAAUCAUGACAAAUAUUUAAUUAAAAAAAAAAAAACCAUCCAUAGAUAUCUCUUUUGAUGUUUUGAGAUAAGACCAUUAGACCAUAGAGAAAACACUUCACUACCAAAUGGUGGUCGUAACUUGGAAAUUGAAAAAAAAUUGAGAUACUACUGUUUUGGUUGGGUCUAUAUAGGCAAUAUUUUGCUUUAAAUUAGUUUUUUAAUCUUCCUAUUUAUUGUAAAUUUCUAUAAGCUAUAUAAUUUAUAAAAACAUUUUCAUCUAUAUAAAUUUUUAUGAUAAUAUAUUUUAUUUAGGUUUGGACUUUAUCUGUUUUACGAAAUGAGGAUUAUCUUGUUUCUGGCAGUAAUGAUGCAGAACUACGAACUUGGAAAAUAUCAAAAACAAAUUUUGAAAAUUCUGAAAUAAAAAUAUCAGAACUUUUAACUUCAGAAUCCUUACCAAAUUUUGAUGUUAGUACUUAUUUAUAUUAUAUUGUAUAAUAAAAAUAUGUUAAUUAUAUUUUAUUAUUUCUGUGUAAUUUUCAGUCUGUUAUCAAAUGUGAAAAAGCGGGUUCUCUAAUAAAAGAAAAUCCUGGACGUGUAGUGUAUUCUGCCACAGACAAAACUAAUCAUAUUUUAUGUUGCCAUGGAAAUGGAAAAUUAUUAGAAUUGUUUCAUUUUACCGGAGACUUCCAGGCAUUAGAACGGUUUCGUAAUCGGCAACGCAAAUUUAGAAAAAAAGCGUCCAAGUAUAUUGAACAUCAUUUUUAUUAAAAUUUUAUUUAAAUAUUUUAAUUUUUUUUAUUUUGUAGACUUGGUGAAAAUAUUGAGAAUAAAGAAUUUUUAAAUGAAAAUACUCCAACUUUGAAAGAUGUAGUAAGACGAUUACCAUCCAUUUUAACAGAUUUCAAAAUUAAAUCUGUUGAUUUGGUUUUAAAUCAAACUCAUGUUAAAGUAAUAAUCAUUUAAUUCAUUUACAAUUGUAUGAUUCAAUUAUAUAUUUGAUUCAUAUUUUUAAACAGGUUAUUGUGAGUUUGGCAAAUAACUCUUUAGCAUUAUAUCAUAUAUCCUUAACAGAUAGUAAAGAUGUAAAACUAAUUGGAAAAAUAUCCCAAAAUGGCCAUAGAUUCAAUGUUAAAGUUGUAUCAUUUUGCUCAGAUAAUUUGAUUAUAUUUACUGGUGGUAUGGAAUCUGUUAAAAUGUGGAACAGGAAAACUCUUAAUUGUAUACGAACUGUGAAUACAUUAAGUCCAGUUUUAUGUUUAUGUGUUGUACCAGGAGAUAAACAUAUUUUAGCUGGACUAGAGAAUGGCCAAUUAUUAGUUAUUGAUGUAUCAGCUGGAGAAAUAUUAGAAAGCAUAAUUGCUUCUCAAACAGAUUUGAGAUCAAUUUAUAUGUUACCUGACAAUGUCAGUCAUAGUUUUUAUCGUAUUAAAUUAUUAUUUUGUGAAUGAUAGUACAUUUUUAUUCUAUUGUUUUUAGAUAAAUUGUGUUUCUGCUAGUGAUUCCAGUGUUAAAUUGUGGCAAUUAGAACUGAUAACUUUACCAGAUUCAAGUAAAAAAGUGUUGUCGUUAUUACAUUUGAAGACCUUGAAGUUAGAUGAGAAUAUAAAAUGUAUUAAAAUUAGUCCAGAUAACAAAUUACUUGCUAUUGCUCUUUUUGAUAACAAUGUCAAAAUAUUUUUUAUGGACUCAUUCAAGGUAUGUUAUAAUUUUGGAUACAAAUAUUGGUUUUAUAUAUUUAAUGCAUUUACAAAUUUAAUUUUACGAACUAUUAUCAUAAUUAAACUUAUAAUAUUAACUAUUUAAAAUUCUUUUAGCAUUUUAUAGAUUUAUAUGGUCAUUCACUUCCAGUAAAUAGUUUGGAUAUAUCUUAUGAUUCUUCUAUAAUUAUAACUGCCAGUGCUGAUAAAACUAUCAGAAUUUGGGGAUUAGAUUAUGGAGACUGCCACAAGCGCUUAAUGACUGAUUCUGCUUUAAACUGCAUACAAUUUAUACCUAAAACUCAUCAAUUUUUCACUGCUGACAAUAAUGGAAAUAUUAAACUCUGGGAUGCUGACAUUUUUGAAAGAGUUUUAACUAUUCAAGUAAAUGAAUGUUUUUUCUUUUUUUAUAAUAUGACUGUUGUGUUGCUUCCACUUCAUGAAAAGUUAUUCAGUUCAUAAAAUGAAAAUCAUUUUGUUUCGCUUAGUGAACUAUUUAACUUCUAGAGCAUGUUUGAUUUUAUUCAAAAGCAAACAUUUUGUAUUAUAGUUCUAACAAUUCAUCCAUUUAUAUUUAUUGUCUGAUGUCAGGAAAUCUUGUAAAUCUUGUUUAUUGAAAGUGUUCAUAGGUCUAGACUAGUUUUCAAUUUGCACCAUUUUUAGAAUUAAAAAUUAAAUUUAUUAAUAAAAAAAAAUACUAGAUUUAGUCUGUUGAUAUUAGGAGUUAUAGGAGUUAUUUAAAUAUUUUUUUCACAAAAGUAAAAUUUAAUUAAUUUAAGAGGAUACUACACAUGCAUUUGUUUUUUCUAAUAGUUUUAUAGAGCACUAUAUAGUAAAAGCAUCUAUUAUGAAAUUGAUCGAGAACAAUAUUCUCGAGGGAUAUUUUUUCUUGUUAUAAAAGUAGUUUUCAUUAUAAUUGGGAAAAACCAAAAAAUUAAAAUUGAUCAAUAUUUACAGCGUCCCUGUUUAAUUAUUUAUGUCCAUUUAUGUGGAUAUUAUAUGUUAUGCUAAAUAAUUCUAUAUUUUGUAUAAUAUAAUAUGUAUAUUAUAUUUCUUUACAGUAUGUUUGUCUUAGUUGAAUGUAUAACCAUACAUACCUAUUUUCAUACUAAAGUUCACAUGAGUUCGAACCCGUGCUCACAAAUAAAAUGUUUUACAUUUUUUCCCCUUUUACCUGUACAGGGAAAAACAAAUGUAUUUUAGGUGUACUAGAGACCAACGAUUGCUCAGACUAUUUUAAUCGGCAAAUCCUGCUCAAUUUUUUGUGCAAACUUUUUUUCUAGAAAUCUUGCUCCGAUUUUUAAGUGUAGCAAUUUUUCUAAAAUAAAUCAGACUGUGGAGAUACUUUAAGGAGAUCUAUUUUUUGAUUUUUCCAGCAAAUGUAAAAACUGACAAAAACUUAGAAAAAAUGGGAAAAUUGGUACAAUAUUAAACAAAUAUUAUUAAAGCAAAUAUAUUAUGCCUUUUUAAUUAUUUUACCAUAUGACAUAUAUAUUGUUGACAAAGCAUGACUAUCAACUGAACUCUGCUAAGAAUCGUUGUUUAUUAAUGUUUUAUUGUUGCUUACAGAUAAUUUAUAUCUGUCCCUUUAUAUUAGUGGUUUUCAAACUUUUAUUAUACACGGCACACCAUACACUUCAAACAAUUUUCACGGCACUAACCUUUUUUUUUAAAUGAACAAAAUUAUUUUGAAUUAGUUAUUGUAAAUGCAUUUAAUUAGAAAGUGUAAUUAAUGGACUAACAAAUAUUUAUUAAUUCUAAUUACAUUGUAUUAGGAAUUAAUUAGUUAUUAAAUUUAUUUACAAAAAAAAAAAAACGUAGUUUAUACAUAGGUACAUUUAAUGAGAAAUGUGUGCCUGAUGGGCGUUACAAAUAUUUUUAAUUCUCGUAGGAAUAGUUGACAGACAUAUUUCUUCCUCCUCUGAAUUUAUUUUUAUUUAUAAGCGCUGAAAACCCUUGUUCGCAAAAAUAUGAGAUUGAGAACGGCAAAAGAAUAGUCAGUGCUUUUAUAGAUAUCUCUGGAUAUUCUUCAGAAAUAUAUAUCCAGAAUUUAUUGAGAGUGAUCUGUUUGAAUUUCAACUGCAAUGUUUGAUCAUUUUUAAUUGAACAGAGAUCUUCUUCUUCGAAACAUAAUUAGAUUUAACUUGAUUAACUUUAGUUUUCCAUAAAUUCAAUUUUUUAAUGAAAGCCAUAAUUUUGUCUGACGAUGUUAUUAUUAUUAUUGAAAUGCUCAAACAAAUCAGUUAAGAAGGAUAAGUUUGUCCAUCACUCUUCAUCCACAAGAAAGUUGAAUUCAAAUUCUUCCAUAGUUAAAAAUACAAGUAACUCCUUUCACAAAUUGUAAAAUCGUGAUAAAAUAUUUCCCCUUGAAAGCCAUCAUACUGUACUAUAUAAAAUCAAUCUUGAAUAAUCUGCAUCCAUCUCUUCACAUAUUUUUUCGAAUAGUCUUGAUUUAAGAAGUCAGCUCUUAAUAAAAUGUAUGAAUUUUACAACUUGAUCAAGUAUAUUUUCUAAAUCACUUACUAAGGAUUUUGCCAUUAGAGCCUCUCUAUGAAGGAAGCAAUGAGUAAAAAUUAUUUUUUUUGUGAUUAAAGAAAUUAAACCUCUAAUUGAGCCAGUCAUUGAAGGUGCUCCACUAGUGCAUAUUCCAAUACAAUUGUUCCAUGAUAAAUUUACUGAAGAUAAAUGAUCGUCCAAAACUUUAAAAACAUCUUCAUCUCUCCUUGUUUCGGGCAAUGUUUUACAACAAAAAAAAUGUUCGCUAAUAUCGUCAUCAACUACCAUAUGUAUAAAAACUAAAAGCUGUGCUUUUUCACUUAUAUCUGUAGAUUCGUCAACUUGUAGCACGAACAUUGGAGAAUCACGCAACUUAUUUAAUACUUGCUGCUCAGUAUCUUAGGACAUAUCCUUUAUGCGCCUACUAAUUGUAUUAUCAGAUAUAUGGAAUUUUCAAUAUUUCUUGUUCAGCUUCUACUCCAAAGAAUAUUUUCACAAUUUCACGGCAGGCGGGUAAAAUGAACUAUUUACCUAUUGUAUGUGGUUUCAUUGUUUUAGCCACAAGCUCUACUACUACAUAGCUCACUUCUUGAGAUUUAUCAGAAAUCUUUACAUUUUUUUUCAUACUUUUACUUUGUUGAGUUUGUGAUUUUAAUAAACGUUGAAAAUAUGUUAUAUUUUUAUUGAACAAAUGAUGUUUAAGUUUACUGGGCACCAUUGCCUCAUUUGAUAAUUUUCACCAUAUACAACCACGGAGGAGGAUCAUCCUUAUCACCAAUACAAGAAAAUCCCAUUUUUAAGUAAUCUUCAUGAUACUGACGAAUAUUACUGUAUUUUGUUUUUUUUUUUCUUGGUGGUUGACUUACUGAUGCAUUGUUUUCAAUAGAACGAGUAAUACAUUUAUCCAUGAUUAUAAUUUAUAAUUAUAAGUAUAUGUAAAUGUAUAUCACAAAUGUAUUUUUCUAAAUACUCGUAUGCUAUUACAAUAGAAUUAGGAGACAAACUACUCUACGAAUACACUGCCCGGAUAUACUGCCUGGGGUCUAAUAAUAUCAUCUAUACAUUUUAUAGUUCAAUAGUUAUCUGAGAUUACUUAUCUUAAUCACUUUAUUCUAACUGUCGAUUUAUUAAUAUAUAAAUAUAUAGCAAAUACAUAACGAUAAGGAUUGAACCCAUUUUUUUUCUUAUAUCACAAUUUAUGGAAAAACCGCUGCACACUUAGUGGAUACUUGCAACACCCAGUAUGAAAACUACUCCUCUAUAUCAUACAUUCCCAACUUUUUACUAACAACAGUGGCUGCAUUUAUUGUGCGAAGUAUAUCCAUUUUUUUCCAAUUUAAUUAUAACACAGCAACUAUAGUGUUAUAAUCUGAUGAAAUGUCAGCUCCAGGAUCUGUUUUAUAACAUGUACAAACACCUUUUAGGCUUUUUAAAUGUUAUAUUGGUUACAAUCAUUUUUUCAUUUUGACAAAACUGAAUCAAUCAGUCACCCAACACAAAUAAUCCUGUACAUCUAUCUACUACAACAUUCCCAACUUUUGCAUUAAAGUAUCCCAAAAUCAUAGUCUUUGUUACUUUGAGGCAUAAAUGUCUACAUAUACAUUUUCUAUUUCUUUGUCUGACUUAUCUGCAUUUGAGGCAUAGACUUAGAUCAGAUUUUGUUUGUACCAAUUUGUACAACAUAUGAUAUAUAUUUUGUUAAAUAUUUAAACUUUUUUGUUUGGCCAAACAAUUUUAUUUACAUUAAACCAAAAUAAUUAGAAAAUUUAAUAAUGCUUAUAAAUAGCUCAAGUAUUGCAGAAUAGUUUGAAAACUUAAUCACUCUAAAAACUGGUUAUAUAAGUAUUCUGUGAAUAUUUCUGGUUUCUAUGAUGAAUAAAAGCUGUCCUAAGAUAAUGGGGAUGGGUGCAGCCACUGGUGUAGGUGGGAAGUUAGGAAUGUAGGAUACGGAUAGGAAUUUGAUGUAUAUCUGUAAGCAACUAUAAAACAUCGCUAAAGAAAAAACAAUUCUGUGUAGAGUUCAGUUAAUACUGUUGCUUUGUCAACAAUAUAUAUGUCAUAUUUAGGUAAAAUAAUCAAAUAUAUAUUAAACAUUUUUUUUUAAUAAUAUUUGUUUAAUAAUUUAACUAUAUUUUUUUAUUCUCCCAGUUUUUUGUUUUUCAUGUUGUUUCCCAUUUAAAAGGAAAAUUAAAAAAUGACUUAAAGAAGUACCUUCCCAGUCUGAUUUACUUUCAGAAAAAGUGCUAUCAUUGAAAAUUGGAGUAAAAUGUCUGAUAGAAAAGUUGUCCACAAAAAAAAUUAAAAAUCAUAAGCUUCUUUGCUCCACUUAGAAUGUAAAACUAAAAAUUAUGAAACCAUUAAUGUCAUAAACUUUCUUGUUUUCCUAACUAUAAAGAAAACUAUUUAGAAAAUAAAAUAAAUGACCCCUUUAAUCCAAUCAACCAAUUAAAUUUAGAAUGCUACAAAAAAAGCAUUAUUGUCAGAUUUGGAUGGGUGCAUGAUUUUUGGUAGAAAAAUUGUUGACACAAAUAAAAACACACUACAGUAACUACUUUUAUAUUCGUGGCUGUAUUUAAAAUUUAAAAGUAUUGUGAAAUAAUGGUUUCCAUUUUAUAAAAUUAAAUUAAAUGAACCUAAAUUUAGUUUACACUUUCUAAUCAAAUUUCAUUAAUAACUUAAUUACACUGUAUAUAUGUGACUUAUGUAUAUUGCCAUAUUAUACAUUAUCAGUUUUGUUUUACUAUAUUUUAUUUAGGGUCAUAGAGGAUUGUGUCAAAAUUUAUCUGUUAGUGAAAGUGGUAAUUAUGUUGUAAGUUGUGGUCAAGAUAAUGUAUUACGUUUGUUUGAGAAGACUGAAGAAAUUUUAGUUCUUGAUGAUGAAAGAGAAAAUGAAAGAACACAAGAAAAUGAUAAAGAAUUAGCUACAGGUGAUGAUACUAAUAUUCAGGGUGGAACUGUUUUAGCCUUAACUUCAAAAAAAACCAUUUCAUCAGAACAAUCGGUACAAAAAUACAUAUUCUAUAUCACAUUUAUGUAAAAUUAUUUUAAUUAAAAUUAACUUUUAGGCGGAAUUACUAUUAGAAUGUUUGAAUGUGAUUAAAGAGUAUAAAAAUACUCUUUUAAACAAUGAAAAUAUUAACAGUAAUAAUUUAUCUUUACCUUUAAUAAUGGAAGCAUUUAAUGUUAAAACUACAGAUGAUUAUUUAUUAGAAAUAAUCAAAAGAAUACGCUUAAGGUGGGUUUUUUUAAUAAUAAUUAAGUUUUAAUGUGCAAAUAUAUUAAUUUGAAUUAUUAUAAAUACUAAAAUUUAAUUUUUUUUAUAAUAUUCAGUGAGUUAGAAGAAGUAUUGUUACUUAUUCCAUUUCCAACUGUAUGUUAUUUUAUGGAAUCAAUAAUACCACUAUUAAAUCAAGUAUAUCAUGAAAUAGAGGUAGUUGUACGAUCAAUGGUAUUCUUAAUACAAGUCUUGCAUAAGCCAAUCUCAUCUGUUAAAAAUAUGAUGCCUAUAUUAAUGCAAUUGAACUCUCUUGCUACUAAACAAACAAACACUUAUAGAGUAUGUAUUAUUAUAUAAGUAUUGUUAAUAAUAAUUGUAAUAUAUUUGUAUUAUUAAUUGCAUUAAUCAUUUUGUCAAAAGGAUUUGGUUGGUGAAAAUUUGCACUCCUUAAAGUUUUUAAAUGAUGUUCAAAAAGAAGAGAAAUUAAUAAACAGUAUUACACAAAAUCUUGGUAAGAAAAGAAAACGUCAAAAACAAAAAUUAUUGAAAACAGUUAUAGUGAAUAUUUAA